Molecule: messenger RNA, 3921 nt
Organism: Homo sapiens (human)
Lineage: Eukaryota; Metazoa; Chordata; Mammalia; Primates; Hominidae
Gene: EFCAB7
Product: EF-hand calcium binding domain 7
Exons: 14
Coding region: 8-1867 (619 amino acids)
Biological process (GO): positive regulation of protein import into nucleus; protein localization to motile cilium; positive regulation of transcription by RNA polymerase II
Cellular component (GO): cilium; ciliary membrane; plasma membrane protein complex
Molecular function (GO): calcium ion binding
Source: RefSeq, a predicted model, not a curated record
AGUUGCCAUGGUGAUUAGAGAAAGGCCGAGAUCUGUCCAGCUGCGAAUGGCGAUCAGUCCACGAAGCGAUGCAACUUUCUCCAGUCAGAAAUCAACACCUUCAGAGAGUCCUCGAACAAAGAAAUUUCCACUAACUGAAGAGGAAAUAUUUUAUAUGAAUUGUAGAGCUGCCUACUUAACUGUCUUCAAAAGCAGCUUGGAAAACAUUAUUUCUAAAGAUCAACUUUACUUAGCUCUUCAGCAUGCAGGAAGAAAUCCAUCCCAAAAGACCAUUAAUAAGUAUUGGACUCCUCAAACUGCCAAACUGAAUUUUGAUGAUUUUUGUAUAAUUUUAAGGAAGGAAAAACCUACUUCAAAAGCAGAACUACUAAAAUCAUUUAAGCAAUUAGAUGUAAAUGAUGAUGGCUGUAUUUUACACACUGACCUUUAUAAAUUUCUAACAAAGAGAGGUGAGAAGAUGACUCGAGAAGAAGUAAAUGCCAUAAUAAAUUUGGCUGAUGUAAAUGCUGAUGGCAAAUUUGACUACAUCAAGUUUUGUAAAUUAUAUAUGACAACCAACGAGCAAUGUCUCAAGACUACACUAGAAAAACUAGAGGUUGACAGUAAAUUGAUGCGUCACCAGUUUGGAAACCACAUCGAAGGGUCCCCUGAAAGGGACCCAUCACCAGUACCAAAACCAUCACCUAAAAUCACAAGAAAAACUGAUCCAGAAACAUUCUUAAAUAAAGGUGACACCAGGAGUUCUUUACUGUCAGCAACCAGGAAGUUCAAAACAUCUGUUUCCUUCACAGUUACCAUGGGGGCUAAUGGUAACCGAAACUCAAAGUUAAUGGAGCCAAAUUUAAUAAAGGACUGGCAACACAUGCAAUCAAAAGGUUGCUUCUUCUUAGAAGAAGAUGGUGAAAUCAUUAGUCAUCAGUACAGGAUGCAAAUAGCUCAGAGGUCCAUGGUUUAUCUAACAAUUAAGCCAUUAAACCUGAGUCAAGUUGAAGGAAAACCAUCCCCUUGGUUAUCCGUUGAUACUGCCUUGUAUAUUCUCAAGGAAAAUGAGAGUCAAGCAAAUCUACAGCUUGUGUGUUUUACCGAACUACGAAAUAGAGAAGUGUUUGGAUGGACUGGUGAACUAGGACCUGGAAUUUACUGGUUAAUUCCUUCCACAACUGGCUGUAGGCUGAGGAAAAAAAUAAAACCAGUAACAGAUGAAGCCCAACUUGUAUAUAGAGAUGAAACAGGGGAAUUAUUCCUUACAAAGGAAUUUAAGUCUACUUUAUCAGAUAUAUUUGAAGUAAUUGAUUUAGAUGGAAAUGGUCUUCUUAGCCUUGAAGAAUAUAAUUUUUUUGAAUUGAGAACAAGUGGUGAGAAAUGUGAUGAAGAUGCUUGGGCUGUCUGCAGAGAGAAUUUUGAUACAAAGAGGAAUGAACUAACAAGACAAGGAUUUAUGGAUUUGAAUCUAAUGGAAGCUAAUGAUCGAGAAGGAGAUCCUUGUGACCUUUGGGUAACUCUACACUCUAUGGGCUACAAUAAAGCUCUGGAGUUGACAGAGGCAUGUCCAUUUGUCAUUGAUAUCUAUGCAGAAAAAUGCAAGCCAAAAAUUAAAGCUGUCCAUAUGGAGGCAUGUAGUGGACAACUUGAGAAGGCCAUUUGUAAAUCUGUUCUUAGCAACGGUGAUGCCAAAGUAAUGGAUGGCUAUGAAAAUAUAAUCGUGCAUACUUACAGUUGUGACACCUGGAUAACGUCAGUUAUUGAAAACAAGUCAGAUGAGAAAGUGAUUAUUCACAUCAGCAAUGAGCUAAGUAAAAACUGCAUAAACAACAGAGGACUCAACAUAUUUGCAGUAGAAGUGGGACCCAAAUCUACAAUGCCUUGAAGGGAAAAGAUAAACACCAGCUGCCAGUCUUUUGGUUGUACAACAAGAAGGUCUGGACAAUGAGAACCCUUUUUCUAGAUUGGUUCCAUCAAUGCUUUGUCGCUGAAGUCAGGAAGUACUUUGCCAGUAAGCGACCACCUUUUACAGUUUUUUUGAUCUGGCACAAUGUCCCUGGCCACACGGAACCCCAUGAUUCAACACUGAAGGUGUCAAUGAGGUCUACUUGCUCCCCAAAACAAGGUUCCUAAUUCAACCUAUAGAUUGGAGGUCAUGAGGGCCUUUAAGUCUCAUUUCACGUGGGAGGUACUCUGUGGAAAGGAAUGUCAACGCUAUGGAUGAGAACCCCCAAUAGAGAGAAACCAUGAUAUGAAGCCGAGAUGGCCUUUUAGAAAAGAAAACUAUAUAAAAAUAAAAGACUGAAAGAUUAAAACAACAAUAACAAAAGGACAUCAUAAAAGUCUAUAAAGAUAAUACCAUUGAUUAUGCUACAGAAAAAGCCAUGAAAGUCAUCAAACCUGAAACAAUAAAUUCCUGAUGGAGAAAACUGUGUCCAGAUGUUGUGCAUCAUUUCACAGAAUUUAUGACAGACCUAAUCAAAGAAAUGAAAGACGUGGAUAUGGCCAAAAAAAAAAAAAAAAAAAAAGUGGGAGGUGAAAGGUUUUAAGAUAUGGAUCUUGGAGAAAUUCAAGACACCACACCAGAGGAGUUAAGACAACAGGAGAGAGUUGAGUGAUUCUGAACCAGUGCCAAAUGAUGUGGAAGAAGACAUAGAAGAAGCAGUGCCAGGAAACAAAAUGACAUGAGACAGUCUGGCAUAAGGGUUCUGAUUAUUCAAGAUCACUUUUGACUUCUUUUGCAACAUGGAAACUAAAGCAAACAGUGGAAGAUGGAUUGUACUGUAUAGAAACAUUUUUAGAGAAAUGAGAAAGCAAAAAAGUCAGACAAAAAUUACAGUGUAGCCGGGUGUGGUGGCUCAUGCCUAUAUCUCAGCACUUUGGGAGGCUGAGGUGGAAGGAUUGCUUGAGGACAGGAGUUCAAGAUCAGCCUGGGCAACAUGGUAAGACAUUGUCUCUACAAAAAAUAAAAUUAGCUGGGCAUGGUGGCACACACCUGUAGUCCCGGCUACUCAUGAGGCUGAGGCCAGAGGAUCACUUGAGCCCAGGAGUUCGAGGCUGCAGUGAGCUAUGAUUGCACCACCACAAUCCAGCCUGGGCAAUGGAGCAAGAUCUUGUCUUGAAAAAAGAAAAAAAUUACAGUGUAUUUCCAAGUUACACCAAGUGUGCCUGCCUCUUCUGCUUCUGCUACUCUUGAGACAGCAAGACCAACUUCUCUUCUUCCACCUUCUAUUCAACAUGGAGAUAAUGAGGAUGAAGACUUAUGAUGAUCCACUUUCACUUAAUGAACAGUAAAUAUAUGUUCUCUUAUGGUAACAAAUAACAUUUUCCUUUCUCUAGCUAACUUUAUUGUUUAUGUUCCAUAAGGCUUCUGGUCAACAUAGGCUAUUAGUAGUUAAGUUUGGGGGGAGUCAAAAGUUAUGGAUAGAUUUUCCACUUGUGGGGGUGGUUGGCAUUCAUAACCCCCAUAUUAUUUCAGGGUCAACUGUACAUUGUUGAGCAUUUUUGUGACUGCAUAAAAUGGAUGUUGGUCUGUAGUUUUCUUAAUUGGAAAUGUCUUUGUCUUGUUUGGGUAUCAGAGUAAUUCUGGCCUCAUAAGAUGAGUUGGGAAUGCUUUCUCGUUUUCUGGAAAAGACUGUAAAAUUGGUGUUAUUUCUUUAAAUGUUCACUUGAAUUUCUCAUUAGAAACAUCUAGGCAUGAAGAUUUAUUUUGGAAGAGGUUUUUUUUUUUUUAAUACAAAUUCAAUUUCUUUAACAGCUACAGGAUAUUCAGUUUACCUAUUCUUGGUUGAGUUUUGGUAGUUUGUAGUUUUUGAGCAUUUGGUCCAUUUUAUCUAAGUUGUCAAAUUUAUGUGCAUAGAAUUUUUUAAAAUUGUCAAUGCAGUCUGUAGUGAUAUCCCUUUUUCAUUUCUGAUAUUAAUAAAAUGUGUCUUCUCUGUU